Messenger RNA from Lucilia sericata (common green bottle fly), 6031 nucleotides. It is a transcript of the gene nub, whose product is annotated as protein nubbin. Lineage: Eukaryota; Metazoa; Arthropoda; Insecta; Diptera; Calliphoridae. Gene Ontology annotation, biological process: regulation of transcription by RNA polymerase II. The transcript has 7 exons. The record is from RefSeq and is a predicted model, not a curated record. Gene Ontology annotation, molecular function: DNA-binding transcription factor activity, RNA polymerase II-specific; RNA polymerase II cis-regulatory region sequence-specific DNA binding. The coding region runs from base 160 to 4110 and encodes 1316 amino acids.
UAUUAAAAAUUUAGUUUACUUUAAGUAAAGCUCAAAAUACGGAAUUAUAUAUCUGUUAAUAUAAACGAAGAUAUUGGCAUUAGGUAAAUAUGUCUUACUGUAUAUUCAGAAAUACUACUCUGAAAUCAAUGCAGAUAUACAUACAUUAAAUAAACGAUUAUGUCCCCACUGCUACUCCUGCAAUAUCCUAAAAACAUCAAUGAUUAUAAUAAAAAUUCAAUUAAGAGCGUUAUGCUGCUUGAACAUAAUAAUUCGUAUAUAAUCGAUCGUAUCCAAAGUAAUCAUAAUAAGCAAAAACUACAAGAAGGUAAAUACACAUUUAAAACCAUAAAAAUGACAACACCUUCUACAACGACAACAAAUUAUAAAAUCAAUAACGAAACAGCCAACACAAACGAGGCAGCCAAUUUGUACACGCAACAGGAACAAGAGCACCAUCAUCUAAUACAACAACACCAACAGCAGCAGCAACAACAACAACAACAGCAACAUUUACUACAAAUGCAGCAACAUUUAAUGCAACAAAAUAUAAUGACAACAUCUCCUUUGCAACAUUUAAAUAAUAUUUUCGGUUUAAAUUUAAACAAUGCCCCGACAGCCAGCACCAUGCCACUGGCUGCAUCACCCAUAUUUCAUGCCAAUAAUUUACAACAUUUAUUGGUGGGGGUAACUCCCCAACAACAACAACAAUUUCAACAAAUAUAUCAAGAAUUUUAUGGCAACAUGUUGCCGCAGCAUCAACACUAUCAACAUGAGCAACAGAUUCUAAGAGAUUUAAUACAAGCCACCAAUAUGGAAACAACAACAAAUACCAAUAUGGAAACACAUUCACCUCUAGUUGCCACUGGUGCAGUUAGUUCGGGUAUGCUAAAAUCGGAAACAUGCAACAAAAAUACAUUGCCUGUACACACACCAGCAACAGCGGCCUUAACAAACUGCACCACCACAACACUGUCGCCAUUGGAGACGUUUGUUGUUAAUACAGUUGGUCUGAAUCAUCGCCAUCAUCAUCUGCAACAGCGUCAUCAUAAUGAUGAUGGUAAUAUGGCUUCAUUAGAGCGACAACAUAAUGAGACUGCACACGCUAACCAAAAACAACAACAACAACCACACUAUAAACAAAGCAAUAACAAAUUGCUAAAAUCACAGACCACCUUAACAUCAACUUUGGCUUCAAUUGUUACAGCAACAACAAAAUCACAAAUUACAGCAAAUGCUGUUACUGCUGUUGAUCUACUGGAAGCUGACAUUAAAACUAGUGUUGGUAACUUAUCAAUGACAUCUUUGACACCUGUUAAUACAACAGCAACAAUAACGACGGCUGCUACAACAUCAUCGUCAUCAUCAUCAUCGCCGUUGUCUUCAACGUUAUUGUUGUCUGCAACAAAUAGCUUAGAAAACAACACGAAAAUCAACCUUAGCACUUCCGCCACACUGCCCUCAGUCAAUACGUUUGAAUUUUUACCCGAAUUAUUUAAAAAUCAAAUAGAACAAUGUGUCAACAAAAGAAAAUCGUCACCCACUAAUUGUGCACUUGCAACGAAAACUGAUACAACAAACGUUGCAAGCACGCAAAAUUCAACAUUAUUAGCAAAUUUUGUUGAACAAGGAAAUUUUGCAAAGAACUACAUGGAUGAUGAUAAUGAGGAGGACAAUAAAGCCAAAGAUGAUGUUGACACAAAUUUACGCGAUGUCAGCAAAAGAAGAUACAAUGCAGCCAACAAUGUUGAUGAUGGUGGUGGAUGUAGUGUUAGUGGCAACAGUAGUAAAUCUAGUGGCAACAAACAAAAAUCAGUAACGAAUGUAAAAAUUUCUUUGGAAAAUUACAACUCAAAUAGUGAAAAUUUUAUUGAUGAUGCUGAUGAGCAGCCCAACAAUGAUUGCUUAACUAUGCAAGCAAAUGAAGCAAGAGGAUCAAAGUUUAAUUUUCCUCCACCCAUGAAAACAUCAAACACAGGAACAACAACAAUGACAACAAAGGAACAAGGUAUGUCCUCGAAUUUGAAAAAUGUUGAAGAACUUUUAGCAAAUAAUAUCAAACAACAAAAACAACAAACUAUGGCUGUUGUUGGUUCUUUAAAAGUACGUGAUGAAUUUUUUGAAUUAAAAAACCAAAGUAACACAAAUUUAAGUCCUAAUGCUGCCAUUGCUGCUUAUGACAUACAAAUACGUGGAGACCCUCAACAACAACAACAACAACAUCAUCAUCAUGAUGAUGAAGGUGAGCAUCCUCCUGCUAUUAAAAAUAGCAAAUGUCCCCGUAGUCGCAGUUCAAGUAAUAGUUCAAACGCAUCCACCAAUUCAAACAAUUCAAUUGUUCAUAAUGUGGGUGGCGAUGGCGGCGGCGUUGUCAAGAAGACAAAAUUCUCCUCAUCAUCAGAUAAUGAAAAGUAUUUGGAAAAUGAAAAACUUUGUAAAAUUAAGGAUAUCAGCCGUUUAUCCCGAUCUCCAUCACCCAUGCAAUCAAAUGCUUCCGAUUGUGAUGACAAUAAUUCCAGUGUUGGCAAUUCCAGUGAUCGCUGUCGCUCUCCCGAAAGUCCUGCCAUGGGUCUAACACAUCCUCCUUUGAAAAGAAGACAAUUAGCAGCUUUACAUAGCAAUCCCUUGCAUUCUUUGCAUCAGCACUAUCCACACGCCUCACCACCACCCUCCACGCCACAAGCUGCCCAUUCGCCCAAACUAAUGAAACAUCACAAAUCAAUAGCGGACGAAGAGCAGGAGGAGGAAGAAGGCGCUUUAAAUUUAACUAGUGAAAAUUCCCGUCACUCCUCACAAUCUCCCUCAUUAUCGGUGAAAUCGGUUAAACCCAGCUCGAGCUCACCCUCAAGUCAGCAACAGCAAACGUUACAUCAAUUGCCACAACAGUCCGCAACAUUACCUGUACCCUCUUUAAGCAACAGUCCCCUGCCAGUAUUAGCUCCUGUUUUAGCUUCACCACAAGCCCAGCUGGCCGCAGCAGCUGGUUUAGGUUUGGGUAAUCCCUUAAUGGCUCAAGCAGCUUUGGGUACUCCCUUGUCAUCACACGACUUUUCACAAUUCCAACAGGCUUUGCAGCAGCAGCAACAUUCUCUGCAACAACAAUUUCAAAAUUAUUUAGACAUUUUACGCAGCGGUUCCUUAAACUUGGGUCCCUCAGAUGAUCCAACUGUAGCAGCACAAAUGGCUACUGCGCAAUUCCUACUACAAAGACAAGCUUUGUCCCAAGCCGCCCAACAGUUGCAAGCUUUACAAAAACAACAGGAACUACAACAAGAUCGCAGCGAAGCAUCAGUCUCUACAUCCCAUGAACCUCUACAAUUGAAAAAUCAUCAUCAGCAUCAUCACACUUCAACACCCACUCACCACCGCAGUCCUCUGCACAGUCCAGCCACUUCACCCCUGCCCUCUAUCUAUGCCUCCAGUCAUAUGUCACACAAUUCUCAUCAGACACCACCUCCCUCCAAUAGUUCGGGUUCCAUUAAGGUGAGCGGCCUAUUAACACCUAAUACACCCAGUGCUGGUGGUGGACCACAAACUCCUCAAAUGCCCAAGAAUUUAGCUAAUGCUCCUAGAGCACCAGAACCCUCCCCCGAAGAAACAACCGAUUUAGAGGAAUUGGAACAAUUUGCCAAAACCUUUAAGCAGAGACGCAUUAAGUUGGGUUUUACACAAGGCGAUGUGGGUCUGGCCAUGGGUAAAUUGUAUGGCAAUGAUUUUUCACAAACCACCAUAUCACGUUUUGAAGCUUUGAAUCUAAGCUUUAAGAAUAUGUGCAAGUUGAAGCCGUUACUGCAGAAAUGGUUGGAUGAUGCGGAUCGUACAAUACAAGCCACGGGAGGUAUCUUUGAUCCCGCCGCCCUGCAGACCACCGUUACCACACCCGAAAUCAUGGGUAGACGUCGCAAGAAGAGAACCUCCAUUGAAACUUCUAUAAGAGGAGCUCUGGAGAAAUCGUUUAUGUUAAAUCAAAAACCUACUAGUGAAGAAAUCAGCCAAUUGGCCGAUCGUUUAUGCAUGGAAAAAGAAGUUGUGAGAGUAUGGUUCUGUAACCGUCGUCAAAAAGAGAAACGCAUUAAUCCCUCUCUAGAUAGUCCCGAUAAUGGUGAUGAAUCACCCUAUAUGAUGAUGUAAAAGCCAAACAAAACAAUAACGGGCAAAGAGGCAAUCGAAUUUUAAAUUUUUUUUGUAUAUAAAAAUCGUUUUAAGCAACAAAUGACAAAAACAGGAAAGAAAUAUAAUUUUUUUGAAAUAAUUUAAGCGGUAUUUAAAGGAAAGAAUUAGAAGAAAGAAAAGAUUUUAUUUAUUUCUUUUUCUUUGCAGAUUUUUUUAAAAUUUUAAAAUCUUUGAAGGAAGUUUUAAAUGUGAACAUUAUUUUAUAAUAAUACUUGAAAUUUUUAAUUAAAUGUCUUAGAAAUUUUAGUUAAAAAACACAUAAACACACACAUUUGAGUAUUAAAAUCGAAUUGUAAUGUAAGUAAAAAAUUAAAUUAAUUUCAAAUAGUUUAAUGAAAUACAAAAACAAAACAAAACUACUUAAUUGUUUUAUGGUUCAGCAAUUUUAAUAUCAUUAUAACUACAAAAAUACAUUUAAAAAAAAAAAAAAAUUAAAAUGAAUUUAAUUAUUUAAAGAAUUUAUUUAAGUAAUAUAUCUUUUACUUUUAAAAAUAUCCUCGUAAAUUUUUUUAAAAAAGUAAAAUAGUCAUUUAAUUUUUUUAAUUUAAAGGAAAAUUUUGAAAAUUUAUUGUUUGGGAGAGAAAAUGUUUUUAAAUUUUUAAAAUUACAAACAUAUGUGAAAAAAUUAAAACAAAUAAUUCUGAAAUUUAAUUCACCAUUUUUUGUGUAGAUCACUUUAUCUGGGUUUUAAAUGAAAAUGGGUUUAAGUGUUUUACGAGAUAAUUGGAUCAGUUUGUUUGAUCACUUUUUGAGUAUUUCCAGAUUGAAAACAUUGUUGAACAUUCCAUUUUUAAAUGUAAAUUUCCUUCAAAUUUUAUCAAUACAACAUACAGGUCUGUCACACAUUCCGAUCGAAAUGGUUUCAAUUCCGUAUUAUUAUUCCGAUCAUUUUUGUUUUAGCUUCUCCAAAUUCCGAAUUAUUUCGUAAAUUGACAAAAAAUGAAUAAAAUUAUAUAGAUUUCAUUUAAAAUUGUUCUUGUUUAGCUAAUCAAAACAAGAACCAUGUUUUUAGUAAAGGUUCUUAUUAUUAAAACUAAGAAAAGCGUUAAUUACAUACAAAUAUCAAUUCCACUUCAAAAACUGAAAGUGGUUUCAUUCCGAAAGAAUUUUUCGUUUUCUUUUUUAGAAGAAGCAAAAAUACGGAAAUAAUUCCACUUGCGAUCGGAAUGAAAUUCUGUGACAGGCCUGAUAAUGAUAAAAUUUCUAUAGAAAUUUUUAACAUUUAAAAUUACAAAUAUCUACAUUUUUAUAAAAAUUUACUACGUCUUUAGUCUAAAUGAAAACCUAAAAAGUUAUCGGUUAAAGAUAAGAAGAAAAGUAAAUUUUUUAAAAACGUGCUGAAAAUGUACCAAAAAAUGGGGUACUUUUCGAUACCUUUUUAACGAUGUAUUAAUAAAGAGAUUUGAUUCAAAGCAUAAUUUAGAAAUAUUUAAAAAUUUGCGACAAACUUUAGUUUUCAAAAAUAUGGAUUACAUUGCCUUCUAAUAUUAUCUUCCUAUAUCUAAAUAUAUAUUUUUAGAUAAUAUUACUACAGAAAUGUUAAUUCAUACAGAUUUGAAAAUUUCCCAAUAUAAGUUAAAAUAACUUUAACUAAAAUUUUAAUUCCAAAAAAAAAAAAUUAAUGUGAAUUAUUUUUACAUUUAAUUAAACUCAAAUAUUUUGAAUAAUAAUAUUUGAAUUCACAUAUAAUAUUAAAAUUUUUAUAUAAUUUUAUAUACUUUCCUCUCAAAUUAAAUUUUACGAAUAUUUUAUCGAUUUUUCUUCAAAUAUGAAUUUUAUAAUAUUUUUCAUUUCUCAUUCAACAAUUGUAAAACAAAAUCUUAUUUUUGUUAGUCUCUCACUUAAAGAAUUGAAAUUUUACUAAAAUCAUUUUAUUCCU